GAAAGUGUGGGGCACUGACUGCUUGUAUUGGUGAGCGUUCACCUCUCAACAGAAAGGGGAGCAUUUUAUGCUCCUUUAGAGAGAUUUUGCUCUCCUUUAGAGACAUUGGGGGAAAGCUACUGCAUGAUAUAGGUGCACGCUCCUCUCCUGUAGCAGUUAUGUCGCAUUCAGUUUGCUUUAAUUCUGGCAUAUUCGGCUGACCUGUCAUCUGUUUCUUCAACAAAUUUAAUAGGAACUUUACUCUGUGAAGCUAGUAAUUCUGUCUGGAAAUCCUGCUCUUCAGAACUUCAUGGCUUUGACUUGGGUGCUUUACCUUGAGGUGGCUGUCGUAAUUUCUGCUCCCAGCUGUCCUCCGUGAUCUCUGAGGUUUCUGCCCCUGCUCCAGAAGGCCUCAGCUCCCCAAGCAGCUGCUGCAUUGUUACUGUGCCACACUGGAGCGUUAGGGUAGCAUGAAGUAUGUGCUGUGUAACCCUAACGGGCAGGGAUGUCAGCUGUGGCAUUUCAGCUGCCUCGUAAGUAUCAGAGCUGUCCUUGCCCUGUAAGCAGGAAUCUGAGAGAGGGGCAGGAACUAAGCGAUCUCUUUCAAGGAGAUGUGCGAGUAAGAAGUCGGGCAGGAUUUGAAACAGAGAGAAGAGGUUCUCAUCCAUACAUUGAUUUCCGUAUUUUUCACUCAAAUUCUGAAAUCGAGGUCUCUGUGUCUGCAAGAAAUGUGAGAAGGUUGCUUAGUUUCCAGCGAUACCUGAGAUCUUCCCGUUUUUUCCGUGGUAUCACUGUUCCAAAUUCUUCAAACAUUUUAGAUGAUGAUUAUAAUGGACAAGCAAAGUGUAUGCUGGAGAAGGUUGGAAAUUGGAAUUUUGAUAUUUUUCUUUUUGAUAGACUGACAAAUGGAAACAGUCUAGUCAGCUUAACCUUUCAUCUGUUUAAUCUUCAUGGACUAAUUGAACACUUCCAGUUAGAUACGAUGAAACUUCGUAGAUUUUUGGUUAUGGUUCAAGAAGAUUAUCACAGUCAAAACCCUUAUCAUAAUGCAGUUCAUGCUGCUGAUGUGACUCAGGCCAUGCACUGUUACUUAAAAGAGCCCAAGCUUUCCAGAUCUUUAACUCCAUGGGAUGUUCUGCUCAGUUUAAUAGCAGCUGCCACACAUGACUUGGAUCACCCAGGCGUUAACCAACCUUUCCUAAUUAAAACAAACCAUUAUUUAGCAACUUUAUAUAAGAAUACCUCAGUAUUAGAGAACCAUCACUGGAGAUCGGCAGUGGGGUUGCUGAGAGAGUCUGGUUUAUUUGCACAUAUGUCAUUAGAAAACAGGCAGCUGAUGGAAAGCCAAAUAGGCGAUCUCAUUCUUGCCACAGACAUCAGUCAGCAAAAUGAGUAUUUGUCCAUGUUUCGAUCGCAUUUGGAUAGAGGAGACCUAUGUUUAGAGAACGCAAACCAUCGGCACUUCGUUUUACAGAUGGCUUUGAAAUGUGCAGAUAUUUGUAACCCGUGUCGGACGUGGGAGCUGAGCAAGCAGUGGAGUGAAAAAGUAACAGAGGAGUUCUUCCAUCAAGGUGAUAUUGAAAAAAAAUACCACUUGGGUGUGAGUCCACUUUGUGACCGACAGACAGAAACUAUUGCCAACAUCCAGAUUGGUUUCAUGACCUACUUAGUGGAACCUCUGUUUGGGGAAUGGGCCCGGUUUUCCAACACCAGGCUGUCACAGACCAUGCUUGGCCACCUGGGACUGAACAAGGCAAGCUGGAAGGGAGUGCAGAGGGAACAGUCUGGCAGCGGUGACGAUGUUGACCCUACUUUUGAGGAAAUGGACUCAGACAUAUUACCUCAGGAACCUCGAUUGUCCUGACCUCAGUCCCCGUGACAAAACUGCCUCUUCUAUUGGUAUCUGCACGGUUGGAUUACAGGAGAUACGUGCCAGCCCAAGGUUUUGGUAAAAUGGUAAAAUGAUGCCAGCAUUAUUUAUUUCCAAGUUUUCCUUUGACACAGACCAUUUGAACCCGAAUUUUUUUAAGCCGCAAGAUUUGAACAUAGAGCAAUAUGCACCCGCCUCAGCUGGUUUUCGUUCGGAACCUUGAAUAUGCAAAGCACAGCAGUGACUGAGCCUUGGAGCAACAGGACGAAAGCUUCAUUGUGCCACACGUGGCUUGGGUUUUUUGGUGAAAUUUGGAAUACGGUCUUCAAAUCUAAAACUUGAGAUGGAUUGUUCCACUCCCUUGGAAUUUAGCAAGACUUGCAUAAAUGUGUUCAAAGCAUACCUUCCACUCAGUCCCUGUUUUAAUACGGAAAUGUGAAGUGCCCAUCCUCUGCUGCCUCUGGCAAGACUUGAUGUUUACAAAUGUACUCUGAAACUGUCGGUUCUAGACUUAACCUUUGCGCAUGGCUGUGAAGGAACCACUAACUUGGGUUUUUUGCUUUUUUAAAAGAAAAAAGAUCAAAUCUGAGACUGCAGCUCUUGUUUCUUUGGAUGCCAGAAAAGCCUCCCAUUUGCCAUAAUUUUGUUUGUGCACUGGGAGCUGAGCAUUCAUCAUAGAGCACAGCCAAGCUUUACUCCAGUGCUAUAUGGGAAUGCAGUUUUUUAACGGCAACAAAACACUUCUGAAUCUGGGAAGGGCGGGGUGGGGGUGGGGGGGGAAGCGUCCGAACUGCAUUGCGAUUCUGCAGUGGGAACAUCGCAUGUUGUUCUCACUCUUGUACACUUGAACUGCACAUGCAAGAAAAAGGUGGAAUGUCUAAACACCAUAAUCAGCUCAGGGUAUUUGCCAAUCUGAAAUAAAGUGGGAUGGGAAGCGUGUCCUUCAGAACAAGGGUACAAAUGCCCCUUUCGCUGCAGCGUGUGUGUAUGUGUGGGUGUGUGAGUACGUUUGGGACGGGGAGGGCGGGAGGGCUCGGG
Messenger RNA from Empidonax traillii (willow flycatcher), 2887 nucleotides. RefSeq names its product phosphodiesterase 7A (gene PDE7A). The transcript has 12 exons. The coding region runs from base 485 to 1843 and encodes 452 amino acids. Lineage: Eukaryota; Metazoa; Chordata; Aves; Passeriformes; Tyrannidae. The record is from RefSeq and is a predicted model, not a curated record. Gene Ontology annotation, molecular function: 3',5'-cyclic-AMP phosphodiesterase activity.